This is a messenger RNA of Owenia fusiformis, 1839 nucleotides long. NCBI's taxonomy places the organism in Eukaryota, Metazoa, Annelida, Polychaeta, Sabellida, Oweniidae. The record is from the annotation of a GenBank genome assembly.
UGCGGUUCUACUUUCAUGCCGGAAGAUUUUACCAGCCCAAAAUUUAAGUUCUGGUUGUUUAGUUUCACGAUAUCAUGAGUAAUACAACACUACGAGUAUUGGUAGCUGGUGAUGUGCAGGGAAAGUUUGGAACACUUUAUAAGAGAGUCGACUCAAUCCAGAAGAAAACUGGAGCAUUUGAUUUGUUACUGUGUGUUGGAGAUUUCUUUGGCGAUGAUGACAGUGAAUGGGCUCAUUACGUUAUGGGCUCUAAGAAAGUGCCUAUACCUACAUUUAUCCUGGGGCCAAAUAAGGAGUCUCAUAAAAGAUUCUUCACUGAGGAUGAUGGUGGGGAAUUGUGUGAGAAUGUAACUUUACUAGGUAGUCAAGGGGUCUACACAGGGAGCUCAGGGCUGAAAAUUGCUUACAUCAGUGGUAUGGAGGGUGAAGCUGCUGACCCAACACACUUUGAUUCAUCUACAGGGGAAUCUCUGAGAGGCCCCCUGGUAGAUGCAAAAUUCAGAGGAGUUGAUAUUUUAUUGUCGUCACAAUGGCCUGCCGAUGUUGAGAAAUAUGCAACAAGCCCAGAAGGUGUGGAAAGUACAAAAACUGGCUCAAGGAUUAUAUCCCAACUGGCUCUAUCUCUGAGGCCUAGAUACCACUUUGCCGCACUGGAAGGCUCAUUCUAUGAAAGGCAACCUUACAGAAACCACAGGGUACUGGCUGAGAGAGAAAAGCAUGUCUCCAGGUUCAUUGGCCUGGCCUCAGUUGGAAACCCACAGAAGAAAAAGUGGCUAUAUGCAUUCAAUAUCACCCCAAUGUCGCAGAUGGAUACUGCCAAACUAACUGAGCAACCUCAAGAUGUUACUGAGUGCCCAUUUAAGUUGGAUUCAUCACUCAUCAAAUCUGACAAAACUAGGAAAGAAGAGGAUGGGUCUCAAUUUUUUUAUGACAUGAAGGCAGGCGAAAACAUGGAUAAAGGAAAAAAGCGUCAAAACUUUUCUAAAGAUGGAGGACCAGACCAGAAAGCUCCAAGAAAACAACCGCAACCUAUGGGGCCAUGUUGGUUUUGUCUCUCAAGUCCAGAGGUUGAGAAGCACCUUGUGGUCAGUGUAGGAACCAUGACAUAUCUCGCAUUAGCAAAAGGUGGCCUAGUACCUGACCAUGUAUUGAUCUUACCUAUAGGACACUACCAGUCAACAGUGACUCUGCCUGAUGAUGCAAUUGAAGAAAUUGACAAAUAUAAAGCUGCAUUGAAAAAGUAUUUUAAAAGUCAGGGAAAAGGUGUUGUGUUCUUUGAGAGGAAUUUUAAGACUUCGCACUUACAGAUCCAGGUAAUUCCAAUAGAUGGUAGCACUGCAAGAGAUGUCCCUGAAGUCUUUUCAGAACUGGCUGAGGGGCAGAACAUUGAACUUGCUGAGAUUCCCAAGCAUUCAGAUCUGAAACAAAUUGUCCCAGCUGGUGCACCUUACUUUUAUGCAGAGCUGCCCUCUGGUGAAAAAUUGCUACAUAGGAUUAAGAAGUUCUUUCCACUUCAGUUUGGAAGAGAAGCUUUGGCAGAUGAAAAGAUUCUCAACAUGGAAGACAGGGUCAACUGGAAGAACUGCAAGUCUACAAAGGAAGAGGAAACACAAUGGGCUGCAAAGUUCAGAGACACUUUUCAAUCUUAUGACUUUAAUUUGUGAUUAAGGUUUAGUUUGAAAAGUGGUGUAUGUCACAUUGAUCAUGUGCUUAUGUCACAAUGAGCAUGUCACAAUGAGCAUGUGCUUAUGUCACAGCCAUCAAGUCCUUAUGUCACAAUGAUCGUUCAUCAUUGUGUCACAAUGGUCAUGUACUUCUGUCACAGUCAUCAUAUGCUUU